CGUCACUCAACCGCUGUCAUCAUCUGCCGCUUUAUAGUGCCAGUGGACACCGUGAGCUCAAACGCACAAAUGCACCGCUCCUUGACGGGAUCGUAGUCUCAAAACCAGUGUAUACAGUGAUCCCACACAUUUUAUUUCAAGGACCUAUUUAUUCGCCGUGCCACCAAGGGCAAAUUGUUGGAUUAUUCUGCUUUCAAACGUCUACAAUGCUGGGUGCUGUUAAAAUGGAAGGACAUGAUCAUUCAGACUGGAGCACCUAUUACGGCGAACCCGAGUGUUACUCCUCUGUCGGGAACAUGAAUGCAGGGCUAGGAAUGAACUCUGUGGGUGCCUACCUGAGUAUGCCGGGCAUGAAUGGCAGUGGAAACAUGACAGGCAAUUCUGUUAACAUGUCAUAUAUGAACACAGCUAUGAGCCCGUCAAUGAAUAGCAUGACAGCAGGUGCCGGGGUCAUGAACGGGAUGGGAACUGGGAUGGCGACCAUGGGCGCAGCGCUAAGCCCAGGAAUGAGCUCCAUGCCGGUGCAGCCUCCUUCCAUGAACUCACUCACAUCUUACCCGAACAUGAAUGCCAUGAGUCCCAUGUACGGGCAGUCCACUAUCAGGACGAGGGACCCAAAAACGUACCGGCGAAGCUACACUCAUGCCAAACCCCCCUACUCCUACAUCUCCUUGAUUACCAUGGCCAUCCAACAAUCAUCGAACAAGAUGCUCACACUGAGUGAAAUCUAUCAGUGGAUCAUGGACCUCUUUCCUUUUUAUCGCCAGAACCAACAGCGUUGGCAGAACUCUAUCCGACAUUCAUUGUCUUUCAACGACUGUUUCAUCAAAGUGCCCAGAUCUCCAGAUAAGCCGGGAAAAGGCUCAUUUUGGACCCUGCACCCAGACUCUGGGAAUAUGUUUGAGAAUGGUUGCUACUUAAGGAGACAGAAGCGCUUCAAAUGUGAGAGGAUACGCUGCAAGGAGUCGGGCAGUAAGGCUUUGGAGAAUGGCUCUAGCAGUAGCUCUGAAAGCAGCAAUGAAAAUGAAACUCCCCGCUCCAAUAAGUCUUCAAAAGACAAGAAAUCAGAUGAGAAGUCAUGUCAGGUUCUGAGCCCGGAGCAGGUGGCCUCUACAACACAUCACACAAUGUCACAGCAUCACGGGGUCCUCGCUCAUGAGGCCCACCUAAAGGCGGAACAUCACUAUUCUUUUGAUCAUCCUUUCUCCAUUAAUAAUCUGAUGUCCUCUGACCAGCAGCAUCAUAAAAUGGACUUAAAGAGCUAUGAACAGAUGAUGCAAUAUUCUGGGUAUGGCUCGCCUGUGGCAGGAGCCUUAUCAGGUCAGAUGACAAGCAGAACUGGCCUGGACCCCUCGCAAAUUCCCCCUGAUGCUUAUUACUACCAAGGUGUUUGUUCCAGACCAAUAAUGAACUCUUCAUGAUUUUUUGGUGAUUUGUAUAUAUGUGUAAAUUGACUGUUUAUGCACAUGCAUUUUCACAUAAGCUUUCGCCAUCAAAACUCAACCUGUGUGAGUGUGUGUGUGUGUGUCUGUGUAUGUAUAUAUGUAUGUGUAUAUAUAUAUAUAUAUAUAUAUAUAUAUAUAUAUUAUGAAAAGUGUUCAGGCACGAUUUGUUCAUAUGUUUUUCUAGGUUUUAAGAUGCAUCAGAAGUAAACUGCAUUUUAAAAUAAAUUGCUGUAAAAGAAGGAAAUAGUAGUAAUCUAAUUUAUAAGACAAUUUGACAAGACUGAAGGCCUUUAAACAAAAAAGUAUUGCUUUAUGCUUAAGGAUGGUUUUGUGUAUUAUAAAUAACAAGAGUGAAUUUAAAGUGUUUAUUAUUAUUAUUAUUAUUAUUAUUGGUGUAACAUAGAAAGAAUCAAUUUGUUUAGAAAAAAAACAAAUAUGGGCCAAUUCAAUAUUGCAUAAAUGGAUGUACUGUAUUUCUCCAAAUUCUUUUCAUGACGAUGGUCAAAAAACUUUGUCUCGUGCAGGUAAUGCGUGCUAUCUAAUAAUAAUAGUAAUAAUAAUAAUAAUAAUAAACGUAAACUUCGUGAACACAUCCUUUUCUAUUAAUUGUACAUUUUUUCAGACCACUGCACGUUAUUGCGAAAUAUAUCGGAAAGUUAGUUACAUGCGUAAUUAAUACAUUUUUUGCAUAACACUUUAAAAGGCCAUAUAGGCCUAUAUAUAUAUAUAUAUAUAUAUAUAUAUAUAUAUAUAAACCUAUCGGAAAAUUGUAUCAUAAUGUUAGGAAUCAGAUUUAAGACCUACAUUCAGUAACAUUGCUGAAAAAACAGGAUACAAAGAUCGAUGAUCAGUUAAUGUUUACAUUAAACCUUUUGUGCAAAACGAAUGAAUAUAUUUUCAUGGAAUAUUUAUUAAAGCAUUACUUCAUAUGAAUGAAUCUGCGUUCUUCGUAAUUCUAUCUUCUUUGCGUACGAAGCUUAAUCGCAGAAUUUUAUUUUAUAAUACUUUUUUUCACCUAGGGCCUACUUUCCCAAAGAAGUAAAUUCCAGGUUUAUUAUUUUUUGUAUUAUUUUCCUGAUUGGCAAGGAGCUUGGACAAGAUUAGGUAUAAAUAUUUCUUUCUUUUACUCCACAUGUCUGAAUCUCGUCUCGCUUUCAAAUCGGUGACCCGAAAAAAAUUUAAUUUCCUAUGAAAUGUGCCCCAUUUUUGCGUAGUACAAUUUUACAGGGUAGGAGAAUAACCGGAUUGCUUUGGAUUCACUAUAGUGAGAGAUAAUGUAUAGGUAUAUGCAACGCACAUAUUCAUAUACAUUUUUAAUGGACACUUCUAAAUCCCACAAUUUCUCCUUCGCACCUAAUGGUUUCAUUAUUCGGGAAUUAAGCACUUACACAAUAAAAGCUAUCAGCACACGUGGGAUGUUAAAAAACUCGGCCAGCUUUUUAUAUCUUCUAUUGCAGUUCAUACCAAACUCAUCCAAGAGGACUCCUAUAGUGCAGGGCAGUGAAAGCUUUGCUUUGUGCUAAAGUCAACAGUGGCGUUUGAGCUCAAAUAAAUGCCGGGAUGACUUCGACCAUCUGCAGUGGCUCACAGGAGAAGCGUUACCACUGGAGUUUGGCGCGGUGUAAUAUACAACAUCCGGAUCUGUGUCAGGGGGAGACCUAAACACCCCUGCUGAAACAUGAGCAGAUGGAAGUUUGAGGAAUCCCACGACACCUAUCCCAAUACACGCACUUAGAAUGUGGCCAUUCUGAAAGCUCCUGUUCAGCUCGACCUCAAGACAAACCUUUGACAGGAUAAAGAUGUGGGUCGUGCUCUCCUUCACGCUUCCAUGGACUCUUCAAGUUAAACCUGGUGGCGGGAAAGACCUCAAAACCACAUGAGCGGUGCACAGCUAAGAAGGGAUUGAGGAAAGCCGGUGAGCAAACACAGGUGCUCCGGAGUCAGCGGCGCUGUCAAGGACGACUGCAAACAAGAACAGCGAUGGCCGGCCCCGCCUCCCGGCUCCAGCAAGUUCCGCCACCCCAUAAUCCCACCCACCACUUUUCCAGACCUGUUUUCUUUUUAUACUGCUUAUGGUUAUUAAUAACUAAAGAUAACAGCGUGUUUUUCUCCAAACAGCACAUUGUAAUGACCAAAUUAAAAUAAACUGGGUUAUUAUUUCUUUUUUUAUGACCACCUCACCCAAAAUAUUAACCAAGAACUCACAGAGCAAGCCACUUCAAUAAAUGCUAAAUUUCUGUAUGUAUGAAUGCGUGUGUGUGGGCUUGUGUGUGUGUAUAACAGAAGAUGCUUUAAGUGUAAUUUUCUAAAACUUACAGGGUAAAUAGAGGUCAAAUUAGCCAUUGCCAGGGAGACGCUGGUCACAUGCCAUACCAAAUGAUGGCCGAAACCCACCUGAGAAGAUCGGGCACGUGGGAGCAGCCAGCUGCUGACAGAAACGUGGGCUUUCCAGUGCCCACUAUUGCAGGGAAGCGAAGAGAGGGAAUGCUGUCGGCACCAUGGGUAGCCCCACAUUGGCACGACGAGGGGCAGGAUGGCAGGUCUGCAUGAAGUGGGGGGGGCAGAAGGGCAGAAAUGAGGAGACGUCUCCCACCACAGAAGCUGAAGAAACAGAGAGAACCCUACAUAUCAAUCUCACAGGCUGUGGAAAUAUACAAUCAGGAUAACAUAUACUUUAUUGAUCCCAGGGGGAAUAUCCUUACAUAUACUCGUAUAUGAAAGAGUUCUUAAGACCGUAUGGCAAAUCAAAUUUUGAAGGUGCAUCCAGGGGAGAAGGGGAGCUGACAUGGAGCAACACAGACUCCAGCAGCAAGGACAGGUGACUGCUCUGUCAGCCCUGAGUGAUACUCAGAGGACCCUGGUCUGGAGCAGGGCUGGGAUGAUGCACAAGAUGAGAGGGGAGAUAAGAGAGAAGUGCUGAAUGAGAAAGACUGGCUAAAUGGGGGGGGGGGCUGGAUCUCAGCCAGCACUGAUAAAAGUGACCAGACAGAGGCCAUAGGUGGGGAAACAAAGGGAGGGUCAGACAGAAAAUGAUGAGUGGCAUCGGUGUUGACUUCCUGACCCUCUACUGCAAAUAAGGACAGAUAAGAACUGUGGUUUUGGGUUUUUGGGGAUACUACCCAUGACCUGCCCCCAGUGCCCCCCCAUGUCUGCUCUGAUGCUAACAGAAGGUAGGCAAGUCAGGCUUCUCCUAUAAACAAACGUGGAAUUGUGAGGUUUGUUUAGAUGCUCCCGAAAAGAAUCUUUAUGAAAUGCUGAUAGCGGCCUAGUAGGUCCCUGGGGGGCUGAUCCCGGUAAUACAACAAACCCAACCAAAUAACUAAGAAAUCAAGGCUUCUCAGAUUGGGACACCACCUUUGGAUCAGAGACACCUUUAGGUUAGUCAUGUGUGGUCACAUUUUGAGAUGCACCAGGUGUGAAAUAGCCUCACAUGCCUGUUAUAAAUUAGCUAGAAAUAUGGAUUCCAGCUUUUGCUGUUUAUGUAAAUCGGACAUUUCCGCAUUGUCAAGAUUAAUGUUGUCAUGCCCCACAUUGUUUGAAUGUUAUGUUACCCUUUGUAUGGUUAGUGUUUAUUAAUGCUUUGUAUUGUUUGUCAGUUUUGCAACUUCAACGGCUCAUGCUGGUCAGGGUCACAGGGAAUAUUACAAAUGACAUUUUCAAAUGAAGGAGACAUGGUGGUUCAAUGCGUAUCCCAUCUCCACUCUGUGUAUGUAGAGUCUGCAUGUUCUCCCUGUGUCUUGUGGAGUCUUCAUAGGUGUGUCUAAGUUGUGUAUGCAUAAUUGUGUGUCCUACAAUGGACUGGCCUCCCGUCCAGUAUGUAUAUAUAUUUUUUUCAAUAUUCCUGAUGUAAUUGCAAUGGGCAAAAUGUGUAAAAUUAUACUUUCAAAGCUG
Messenger RNA from Paramormyrops kingsleyae, 5336 nucleotides. Its product is annotated as hepatocyte nuclear factor 3-beta-like. Gene Ontology annotation, molecular function: transcription factor binding; DNA-binding transcription factor activity, RNA polymerase II-specific; RNA polymerase II cis-regulatory region sequence-specific DNA binding. NCBI's taxonomy places the organism in Eukaryota, Metazoa, Chordata, Actinopteri, Osteoglossiformes, Mormyridae. The record is from RefSeq and is a predicted model, not a curated record. Gene Ontology annotation, biological process: cell differentiation; regulation of transcription by RNA polymerase II; anatomical structure morphogenesis.